This is a messenger RNA of Sardina pilchardus (European sardine), 3405 nucleotides long. It is a transcript of the gene ythdf3, whose product is annotated as YTH N6-methyladenosine RNA binding protein F3. The record is from RefSeq and is a predicted model, not a curated record. Gene Ontology annotation, molecular function: mRNA binding; N6-methyladenosine-containing RNA reader activity. The transcript is spliced from 5 exons. The coding region runs from base 313 to 2334 and encodes 673 amino acids. Gene Ontology annotation, biological process: mRNA destabilization. Gene Ontology annotation, cellular component: cytoplasm. Lineage: Eukaryota; Metazoa; Chordata; Actinopteri; Clupeiformes; Clupeidae.
UGAGAGUAAUAGCCUAUCCGCCAUUGUGGAAUAGAGUAGGGAUAUUCUAAUCAGUCAUUAGUCAGUAACAGAGUACAUGUUUGAGAGUAAAGCAAGUAGUAGCUAGGUAAAUUACUCUGCCUUUCGUGACUGAAAUUGUAUCGCUGCUGUCCAGGACGCGCGUGGAAAACAUUUGGACGGGCAAGAAAAACACCGCCUAUAAAUACAGUCAGAUUGAAUAUCCCGAGACGAGAGAGGAAAAUAUCAGGGAGCAGUGGCUGUAAUAGACUGUGAACACCGCAACAAACAGGUUUUAGUUUGGGCUCCUGGAGGAUGUCUGCGACCACUGUCGAUCAGAGACCUAAAGGACAAGGAAAUAAAGUGCAAAACGGUUCAAUGCAUCAGAAGGAUGCUGUGAAUGAUGAUGACUUUGAGCCUUAUUUAAGCAACCAGACAAAUCAGAGUAACAGCUACCCACCAAUGUCCGAUCCUUACAUGCCAAGCUACUAUGCUCCUUCUAUCGGAUUCCCCUACUCCCUCGGCGAGGCGGCCUGGUCCACCGCCGGCGACCCGCCGAUGCCGUACCUCACCACCUACGGACAGAUGAGCAACGGCGAGCACCACUUCAUCCCGGACGGCGUGUUCAGCCAGCCGGGGGCCCUGGGCAACACGCCGCCCUUCCUCAGCCAGCACGGCUUCAACUUCUUCCCGGGCAACGCCGACUUCUCCACCUGGGGCACCAGCGGCUCCCAGGGCCAGUCCACGCAGAGCUCGGCCUACAGCAGCAGCUACGGCUACGCGCCCAGCUCCCUGGGCCGGGCCAUCGCGGACGGACAGGCGGGCUUCGGCAGCGACACGCAGCUCAGCAAGCUGCCGGGCCUGGGCAGCAUCGAGCCGGGCAUGGCGGGGCUGAAGCUGGGCUCGGACAUGGUGGCCGCCACCAAGACGGUGGGCUCGCCCCUGGGUGGCACCGGGGGCAUGAGCAGCAUGGCGGCUAGCAACAUGCCCUCCGUCAGCUCCUCGGCGCCCAAGCCCACCUCGUGGGCGGCCAUCGCCCGCAAGCCUGCCAAGCCCCAGCCUAAAGUCAAGCCCAAAGUCAACAUCGGCAUGGCAGGCAACAUUGCCAUCCCCCCGCCGCCCAUCAAGCAUAACAUGAACAUUGGCACCUGGGACGACAAGGGGUCCCUUGGCAAACCACCCAUGGCCCAGCAGAUGUUGCCCCCGCCGCCACACCAAACCCUGAUGCAGCAGCAGCUGCUAGCCCAGCCCCAGACCCUGCUGCAGAGCCCCAUGCCCCCCCAGCCCCAGCACCAACAUCAACAUCAACAUCAACAUCAACACCAUAACCAACAUCAACAUCAACAUCAACACCAUAACCAACAUCAACAUCAGCACCAACACCAACACCAGCAUCAGCAUCAGCAUCAGCAACUCCAGAUGCAGUCGCCCCAACCACCCCAGCAAAUGCCCCCCGGCCCCCCACACCCUCAUUCUCACCCACACCCACACCAACACCCACACCAGCUCCCACACCCCCACCACCACCACCACCACCCCUCUCAGCCAGGACCCCCCCAGGCUUUGCACCAACCCCCCCAGCAGCAGCAGCAGCAUCAGCAUCAGCACCAGCACCAGCCAAGUGCCCCCCCACAGAACCGCUGGGUGGCCCCCAGGAACCGGGGCAACGCCUUUGGCCAGUGCGGAGGGAUGGAGAGCUUCGGCAUGGGCCCCGGGGUGCCCCUGAGCGGCUCGCCCGGCUCCUGCGAGGUGCACCCGGUGCUGGAGAAGCUCAAGGUGCUCAACAACUACAAUCCCAAAGACUUCGACUGGAACCUGAAGACGGGCCGCGUGUUCAUCAUCAAGAGCUACUCGGAGGACGACAUCCACCGCUCCAUCAAGUACAACAUCUGGUGCAGCACCGAGCACGGCAACAAGCGGCUGGACGCCGCCUUCCGCUCGCUGGGCGGCAAGGGCCCGCUCUACCUGCUCUUCAGCGUCAACGGCAGCGGGCACUUCUGCGGCGUGGCCGAGAUGAAGUCGCCGGUGGACUACAACGCCUACGCGGGCGUCUGGUCUCAGGACAAGUGGAAGGGCAAGUUCGAGGUGAAGUGGGCGUUCGUCAAGGAUGUGCCCAACAACCAGCUGCGGCACAUUCGCCUGGAGAAUAAUGAUAACAAGCCCGUCACCAACUCCAGGGACACGCAGGAGGUGCCCUUGGAGAAAGCCAAGCAAGUGCUUAAAAUUAUCACCACUUUCAAGCAUACCACCUCAAUCUUUGAUGACUUUGCACAUUAUGAGAAGAGGCAGGAGGAAGAAGAAGCCAUGAGAAGGGAGCGGAAUAGAAAUAAACAGUAACUUCACCAAGAUGGCCCUGCUAGAAACUUGCAACACUAAUGACGUAGAACCUUAAAACUUUGCCUAACCACGAGGAAAACUAAACAGACAGAGGCUUUCCAACGUCCUCUCUCUCCUCUCCCCCGAAGACUCAUGUAUGAACAAACACUUUAACACUACGCUGGACUUCUCUGUGUGUGUGUGUGUGUAUGUGUGUGUGUGCGCGUGUGUGUGCACUGGCGUGUGUGGCAAGGUCUUUGAUACGUCUGCUCCUCGGCACUCGAGUCACGAGAGAACGAAAGAAGUCAGUCACUUCAACUGUAUCUUUAAGCACUUUGUCCUUUUUACGGCUUCUACCGGCAUCCCUAAAAAUCUCCCAUCACACGCCCCAUUUUGGUAUCUGCUGGCAAACCAGUGAACCAGUGUUGUUGGUUCUCUGUUUUUGUUCUUGUUCUUGUUUUAUUUUGUUUUGUUUUGUUGUUGGUAUUCCUUUAAUCAUCAUAAAAAAAAAUGUUAGGGCUCUCAGAGAAGAUUGAAGGUAGUAUCAUGCACCACAUACCAGAACACAAUGACUACAACAACAACAACAACAACAACAGACACUUGUGCUUGAAUCUGUGUGGAGCUGUGUGGGCUUGGAUCUGAACACGCUGUGGACGCCCGUGUUGUUCGUAGGUUAAACAAAAAAGAAAAUCACAUGCCUCUGUUGUAGGGAAACAAGAUGGCGGCUGAUCUGUCUCUCAUGUGGAACGGACUAAGGCCUGUUUCACGUCAGAUACAUUGUGCGUGUGUGUAGCAGCUGCAGAACCUCUUGGCUUUUAUUGAUUUUCAAGACUCGAGCUGUUGAAGAAGCACAUCUUAUGCAGGCAGUGUGAGUGUCCUAACCAGCUAGCAAGGGCGGCUAGAGGAAAAUCAACACGUUCUGCAGAGGUAACAGCCGCACGCAACGCAUCGAAUGUGAAGCAGGCCUUAGCCCAGAUCUGACCCUAACAUGGCCCCGACUAGAUGUGGCACUAAUGUGGCACGUUCUAGGCCCAGAUCCGUCACUAAUGCGGCACGUUCUAGGCCCAGGUCCGUCACUAAUGUGGCACG